AUGGUGAAGUCAGUGAACAUCCCAGAGACCAGCGACAGUGUGGUGAGUACACACUCCCUAGACUGACUCCCUAGUACACACUCCCUAGACUGACUCCCUAGUACACACUCCCUAGACUGACUCCCUAGUACACACUCCCUAGACUGACUCCCUAGUACACACUCCCUAAACAGACUCCCUAGUACACACUCCCUAGACUGACUCCCUAGUACACACUCCCUAGACUGACUCCCUAGUACACACUCCCUAGACUGACUCCCUAGUACACACUCCCUAGACUGACUCCCUAGUACACACUCCCUAGACUGACUCCCUAGUACACACUCCCUAGACUGACUCCCUAGUACACACUCCCUAGACUGACUCCCUAGUACACACUCCCUAGACUGACUCCCUAGUACACACUCCCUAGACAGACUCCCUAGUACACACUCCCUAAACAGACUCCCUAGUACACACUCCCUAGACUGACUCCCUAGUACACACUCCCUAAACAGACUCCCUAGUACACACUCCCUAAACAGACUCCCUAGUACACACUCCCUAAACAGACUCCCUAGUACACACUCCCUAGAUAGACUCCCUAGUACACACUCCCUAGAUAGACUCCCACACUCCCUCUAUAUAGGCUAGAAGCUAGGCUGUUUACAGAAGCAACCAAUCUGGAGUUCUUUCAUACUGAAAAUAACUUUGUGAUGAUUGACAGUAUUUCUCUCUCUCUCUCCCUCUCAGGAACUGUACAUCUUUGACUCUGCCGGGAAGGAAGCCUUUGUUGAAGCAUGUGAGAAGUUGGUGAGGCCCACCACGUAUCUACUUUUCAAAGUUAUAAAGGAUUCACUACUUUCUCGUUCCCUCAUCUCUCUCUUUUGCUGAAUGUUCAAUGGAUUCAACAUUCAAUAUUUCUACUCUCUCUCUCUCCCUCCAUCACCCCCUCUCGAUCUCUCUCUCUCACUCCCCCCUCUUUCACCCUCUCUCACCCCCUCUCUCCCUCUACAGUGGGGCCAGCCGUCUGUGUUGUGUCUGGUGUUUGACAUGAGCAGUGAGCUGUCAUUCAGUAGCUGUGGCCGCUGGCUGGAGAGGGUCAGGGCCCACUGCCAGGGUCUGCACAUCCCAGGUACCACACACCCUAUCGGGCCACACAUUUCAGCUGUGACCCCCUGUAUCUGGAGGUACUUGAUCUUAGUGCUGUUUGUGUGUGUAUGUGUGUUAUCAACUUCUGUUAAUUGUGUGUGUGUGUGUGUGUGUGUGUGUGUGUGUGUGUGUGUGUGUGUGUGUGUGUGUGUGUUGUGACGUUCAGGUGUGUUGGUGGGUAACAAGUCGGACCUGUCCUCGCGGAGGGAGGUGGAGACCUCGGUGGCCCAGGAGUGGGCCCAAAGCCAGGGGCUGGAGUACCACGAGACGUCCGCUGUGAGUGCACCCACACCUGAACACAACAGACAAGCUCAUAGGCUUCUGGAGCCAAAGUGCCAACACCAUGUCCAAAAACAGUAUACACUCUAACAAAGCUAAGAUUUAAAUGUUUCUCAUUCUCUGUGUGUGUGUGUGUGUGUGUGUGUGUGUGUGUGUGUGUGUGUGUGUGUGUGUGUGUGUGUGUGUGUGUGUGUGUGUGUGUGUGUGUGUGUGUGUGUGUGUGUGUGUGUGUGUGUGUGUGUGUGUGUGUGUGUGUGUGUGUGUGUGUGUGUGUGUGUGUGUGUAUGGUGUCUGUAUUGCAGAAGGAGAUGGAGAACUGUGAAGCUCCCUUUCUGAGUCUAGCCCAGGCGUUCCACGCUCUCUACCAAGACAGACUACAGACCAUACAAAACCUGGCCUAA
Messenger RNA from Coregonus sp. 'balchen', 1811 nucleotides. NCBI's taxonomy places the organism in Eukaryota, Metazoa, Chordata, Actinopteri, Salmoniformes, Salmonidae. The record is from the annotation of a GenBank genome assembly.